AUGAUUAAUUCCCAAACCCCAUCCUCAUUUAAUAAUAAAAGUUCUUAUUUUGAACCGAAAUUAACAGCCUAAAAUAAUCAAUUGAAUUCUUUCAGCCAUUCUAACAUAUUUUAAUAAAAGGAAAUCUAAAAAGUCCCAUACAAAAAUCCAAAUAUUAAAGCUUUCGGAUCAAAAUCUGAUGCACAAAAGUAGUAGGUGUUAGCACAGUAGCAGAGUUAAAAUAGUCCCUUAAAAGCAUCUACGCACAAGGACAUCAAUAAAAUGACAAUUAAUAAGUAUAGAACCAAUAAGCAACUCUUGUGAGGAAUAAAAAUGACUCUGCACUGGCUAAUUCUUAGCCUAAACUUAUAAAAGUAGCUUCAGUAAAACAAUUUUCUCCAUUUCAACCUAAACAUUCUUCCGAUCAAAUAACAAGUGCUCAGCAGAAUUUCAAAGUCACAAAUAUUUAAUCUAGUGCAAAUAACAAAUAGAUUUAACUUGCAAAAACAACUAGAUAUGAAUCCAACAUCAUCACGACAGAAAGAGAGCCUCGUUUCAAACGCUUUUCUACAAAAACCACUGAAGAAUAAAUUAAUCCAGAAUAACUUAAUGCAGAGUAAGCUCUACCUAAAAGUAGAUAAUUUUCAAGCAAUAAUGAAAAGAAGCAGGAAUCUAAUUCAAUAGGUCUUAAUCCAUAGAUCAAAACUGAGGUUAGAGAUAUUUAAACUAAAUAAGACAGGCGAUAGAAUUCUACUGGGUAAUAAUAAUAAUAAUAGUAAGAGAAUUCUAAGAGAACUAAUUCAUUAAAAAAAAUAACCAUACCUGCUGUUUAAUUAGUUAAUGUUAAUUUUCCUAAUGAGAAUUUUUCAAUAAAUUCAAGAACACCUGAUCACCUUUUGAAUUCUUUACGCUCUCAAAAACCAAAAAAUUUCUUAUAAAGAAUUCCACAAAAAAAGAGAAUUACUUAGUAAAAUUCUGAAAAUGAUUCGACUUGA
Paramecium octaurelia is the source of this 974-nucleotide messenger RNA. The record is from the annotation of a GenBank genome assembly. NCBI's taxonomy places the organism in Eukaryota, Ciliophora, Oligohymenophorea, Peniculida, Parameciidae.